UGAAUUUCUGUUACAAACAAAACAAGACAAAUAUCAUCUGCAUGGCAUUGGAUGUACUAAACAUUUUAAGACUUUAAUGAGGUUAUCACAAUGGCCCAGUACGAGAAGAUCAUGAUUGUACUUUUCCAGCUUAUGAUUGCUGGAUCUACACUGGAGAUUGGAGCGUAUGAUUUGGAGCGCGGCCGUCCGUCAAAAUGUGAACCCAUCACCAUUCCCAUGUGCCAGGGAAUCGGCUACAACAUGACACGAAUGCCCAACUUAAUGAAUUAUGAAAGCCAAGAGGAAGCUAGCAUUAAACUGAAUGAAUUCGCCCCUCUGGUGGAGUACGGUUGUGAUGUCCACCUGCGAUUUUUCCUGUGCUCUCUGUAUGUGCCAAUGUGUGCCGAUCAAGUGUCCACUACUAUCCCAGCAUGCCGCCCUAUGUGUGAACAGGCAAGACAGAGGUGUUCACCUAUAAUGGAACAAUUCAAUUUCGGCUGGCCGGACUCAUUGGAUUGCUCAAAGCUGCCAACCAAAAACGACCCGAACGCAUUGUGCAUCGAAGCUCCCGAAAAUGACACUCAACCUGAGACUAAAAAAGGUGAGGGAAUGCUGCCAGUACUUCCGAGGUCCAGGGAACCCACAGCAGGGAGUGGACGUACUUCAAGCGGCUUGCGCUCCUGUGAUAACCCGGAGAAGUUCCAGUACGUGGACAAAAGUGAGUCAUGCGCGCCUCGUUGCACUCCUACGGUGGAUGUCUACUGGUCUAGGCAAGAUAAGGACUUUGCAUUCAUUUGGAUAGUGGUGUGGUCAACGCUUUGCUUUGUUUCUACAGCAUUCACAGUUCUUACCUUCCUCCUCGACCCGCAGCGCUUCCAGUACCCCGAGCGUCCCAUCAUCUUCCUCUCCAUGUGUUACAAUGUCUACUCUGUGGCCUUCAUCAUCCGUUCAGUGGCUGGUGCUGAGAAUAUUGCUUGUGAUCGGGAAAACGGAGAGCUCUACAUUAUCCGGGAGGGUUUGGAGAGCACAGGGUGCACCAUAGUGUUCCUCAUCCUCUAUUACUUUGGCAUGGCCAGCUCCAUCUGGUGGGUCAUCCUCACCCUCACUUGGUUUCUUGCAGCGGGACGAAAAUGGGGCCACGAGGCUAUUGAGGCACACAGUAGCUACUUCCAUAUGGCCGCCUGGGGUAUUCCUGCAGUGAAGACCAUAGUCAUCCUCACUAUGAGGAAGGUGGCCGGGGACGAGUUGACGGGAUUGUGUUAUGUGGGCAGCAUGGACAGCAAUGCUCUCACUGGAUUUGUCUUGAUCCCUCUAUCCUGUUAUCUCAUCGUUGGGACUUCUUUCAUCCUUACGGGGUUCGUCGCACUAUUUCACAUCCGCAAAAUCAUGAAAACCGGUGGCACCAACACAGAAAAACUGGAGAAGCUCAUGGUUAAGAUUGGAGUCUUUUCCAUUCUCUACACGGUGCCUGCUACUAUUGUCAUCAUAUGCUAUUUCUAUGAAAGACUCAAUAUGGAAUACUGGAAGUUCAAAGCUCUGGAAAACAAGUGUGUGUCCUUUCCUGGUCGCAGGAGUGAGGACUGCACCUUGGACUUGUCGGUUCCCACAGUGGCUGUGUUCAUGCUGAAAAUUUUCAUGUCAUUAGUGGUGGGCAUCACUAGUGGGGUUUGGGUAUGGAGCUCAAAGACACUUCAGACCUGGCAAGGGUUGUGCAACAGAAGAUUGGCCGUGCAAACGAACCGCAAGCCCUGCUCCAGUGUCAGCUGCAGCAGCUCCCACUGUCAUUACAAAGCACCGGCUGUGACACUUCACAUGAAUAAAACAGACAUGUACACAGAACGUCCAACACAUGUUUGAGACUAAAGGCCUCUUCUCUGGAGCCAUGCACAGACUUUUGAGGCUCAUAUCAUGAUGAGAUGUUCAGUUUCAGAUAAAGUCACAACAUUUGUCAGGGGUGGCAUUUAUAAGCCUUUCCUUGACAUAGCAGAGGCCACUUCAAUAAAAGGGAAGAUUUGUUGCAUGCAAUGAAUGCAGCGAAUUGCAGAAUGCCUUAUUUAUUGUGGAUAUUUAAGUAUUGCUGCUUGUAUAAUUUUGUACUCUAUGUACUAUACUGUAUAUAAGGAAGAGUUUUACAUACUUUUACAGUAUGUUAUAUUUUUUCUCAAAAGAGGAGCAAUAAAAAAUUUAAUAUGUCUUUUCUCUUUAUUUCUUUAUCUGUUAUGUGAUAAAUAAGGUUCUAUAUUAUUGUAUUAGUGUUACAUGUAAAAUGUUGUACUGUGCAUGUAAAACGUUCUCUUUGAAUUAUGAUAUUUUUAGCACUUUUGAUUAAACUGGAUUUUAAAUGUAGAAAUACAGUGAAAAUUAAAUCAGUUUAUUAAGGUUUGGUAAGAAUAAUUUUCUAUGCAAAGUGUAUAUUAUUUUGAACUAUAAUUCAGUACUGGGUUCAGUUUGAUUUAAUUAAGAAUAUAAAAUAUU
Molecule: messenger RNA, 2454 nt
Organism: Cyprinus carpio (common carp)
Lineage: Eukaryota; Metazoa; Chordata; Actinopteri; Cypriniformes; Cyprinidae
Product: frizzled-9
Biological process (GO): non-canonical Wnt signaling pathway; canonical Wnt signaling pathway
Cellular component (GO): plasma membrane
Molecular function (GO): Wnt receptor activity; Wnt-protein binding
Source: RefSeq, a predicted model, not a curated record